UUAGUCAAUGCCCUGGAUCAAAGUCACGGUCCACUUUCUUACAUCUGUCCGAAAAUCAAACAAGUUGGGGAUUGCAGAGAUAGUCUCAGUUCUCAGUUCGACCCAAUUUGUUCUUGUCAUACAGAUUCCUUCUGAACAAGGGAAUAAUGGUUUUGGAAGUGGCAUUGGCUGUUGGAGGGGCAUUUCUCUCCUCAUUUCUGAGUGUACUGUUCGAGAAGAUGGCUUCUCCUCAGUUCCUGAACCUGCUCAAGCAACAGAAACUCAAACGUGAUCUCUGGCAGAACCUGGAGAUACUGCUGCUUACGGUCGAUAAGGUGCUGGCUGACGCUGAGGACAAGCAAAUCAAGAACCCUUCUGUGAGAAAGUGGCUGGACAUGCUCAAGGACGCUGCCUAUGAUGCUGAGGAUCUACUAGAUGCAAUCGCAACUGAAGAUAAGAGGGGUCGUUUGGAUCGAGAUAAGAAAGUGCAGUUCAACGCUCGCCUUGAACAUCUUCAUCAGAAACUAAAAGACAUAGCUGCACAGAAGGAUGCCCUUAGUUUGAAAGAGAGUUACGGAGGGAGACCAGUCCCGAGAUUGCCCACAACUUCCUUGGUCGAUGAAUCGGAAGUAUGCUUUAGAGAAGAUGUCAAAGACCAGAUUCUUGAUUUUCUGGUAUCAGUUGCCAAGGAUGAGGAUAAAGUUCCUGUCGUUGCAAUCGAAGGUAUGGGUGGGAUCGGUAAGACAACCCUGGCUCAAUUUUUGUUCAAUGAUGAAAGGGUGAAGAGCUACUUUGAUUUGAGAACAUGGGCUUAUGUUUCUGAAGAGUUUGAUGUUUUCAAGGUGACCAAAACAAUUUUCGAGUCAAUUAUAUUGUGGCAUUGUAAUAUCAGUGAUUUGAAUGCACUCCAGCUUGUGUUGGGGAAGAGACUGAUGGGAAGGAGAUUUCUGCUUGUCCUAGACGAUGUUUGGAAUGAGAGUUUUGUUGAUUGGGAUCUUCUGAGAAGACCCUUUCAAGAUGGGGCUCCUGGAAGCAAGAUUAUUGUGACAACCCGCAGUCAAAAUGUCUCAUUCACCAUGCGGUCUGUUCUUGUUCAUCAUCUGCAGCCCUUACCUGACGAGGAUUGCUGGUCAUUAUUUGCAAAACACGCAUUCAAGAACAAGGGCUCGGGUGAAGAUCCAACCUUGAAAGCAAUUGGUAAAAAGAUUGUGGAAAAAUGCAAAGGCCUUCCUUUAGCUGCUAACACGCUUGGGGGUCUCUUGCGUUAUAAGGUGGAGGCGGAGGAUUGGUACAAUGUGUUGAACAGUAAAAUAUGGGAUCUACCCAAUGAGAAGAGCAGCAUUUUGCCUGCUUUAAGGUUGAGCUACUACCAUCUCCCUUCUCACCUAAAGCGGUCCUUUGCUUAUUGCUCCAUAUAUCCUAAGGGACUUGAAUUUGAAAAGGGGAACUUAGUUCGACUUUGGAUAGCAGAGGGGUUAGUGCUUCAGCCAAACGGCCAAAGAAGAAUGGAGGACGUGGGUGGACAGUACUUUGAUGAGCUAUUAUCAAGGUCAUUGUUCCAGCAAUCGAGUUGUAACAAUUCAUGUUUUGAAAUGCAUGAUCUUGUCAAUGACUUAGCUCAAGAUGUAGCAGGGGAAUUUUGUUUUAAGUUUGAGGAUGGCAGCUUACCUCAUAGACCUGAAAGGGUUCGCCAUUUAUCCUGUAUUCCUAAGCAAGAUGAAGCCCCUGAAAAAUUUGAGGCCUUUUAUGGAGUAUUCAAGAGUUUACGGACCUUUUUACCACUCCGAUUAUCAAACUCUGGUAAGGUUUUUCUAAAUCCAAUAGUGCUUAAGAAUUUGUUUCCAGUAUCAGGUUGCUUGCGUGUAUUGUCAUUAUCACCUUAUCAUGUAACUAAGUUGCCUGAUUCAAUUAGCAACUUAAAGCAUCUACGCUAUUUGGACCUUUCUCACACUGAUAUUCAGAAUUUGCCUGAAGGACUGGGUUCUUUGUAUAAUCUAGAGACAUUGAAUUUGUCACAUUGUCAUAGUCUCACACAGUUGCCUGCAAAUACGGGGAACCUUACAAAAUUAGAGCAUCUUGAUAUUAGGGGGACUGCAGUGACGGAGAUGCCAGAAAAUUUUGGUAAUUUGAAAUGUCUCCAGUUUUUGAGUGGUUUUUUUGUGAGCAGAAACAGUGAGUCAAGGAUUAGUGAGUUGAAGGACCUGUCUCUACUCUUUGGUACCCUUUCGAUUUUGGGGCUCCAGAAUGUGUUUCAACCAGAAGAUGCCUCGAAGGCCAAUUUGAAGGACAAGAAAUACCUUAACGAGUUAAUUCUCAAGUGGGCUACUUAUGAUACACAUAAUGCAACUGAGGUACUCGAAAAGCUGUGUCCUCAUGAAAAUUUGAAGAAGCUCCACAUUGAACGCUUUGGGGGUACAAGACUCCCUGAAUGGUUAGGGGAUGCUUUAUUCUCCAAAGUAGAGUCUCUACAACUUGUUGAUUGUGGAAAUUGCUCAUCCUUGCCAUCUCUUGGACAGCUACCCUCUCUCAAAGAACUCCACAUUGUACGAAUGAAAGUAGUGCAGGAGGUAGGUGAUGAGUUCUAUGGAAACGAUGUCCUGCCAUUCAAAUCCUUGGAAACUUUGCUGUUUCGAGGAAUGCUGGAUUGGCAGCGGUGGUUGCCUUUCAAAGACGGUGCAUUCCCUUCCCUCCAGCAACUCAUUGUGCAUAAAUGUCCGAAACUGACAGGGUGUUUGCCCAGCCUUCUUCCUUCCUUGGUGACGCUUGACAUCUAUGAAUGUAAGAAACUAGAAUUUCUUCAUCCGAAUGGAACAAAUCAAUAUUCUGCGCUCGAGCGUUUGUACAUUAGGAAGAGCUGUGAGGAUCUCAUAUCAUUACCAUUAGGCUCCCUAACCAAACUCCGAAAGAUUAAACUCCAGGAUUGCAAAUUUCUUAGAUCUGUUGGGAUGCCACAGGACUGUCACGAGGAUCUCAAAUUCCUACGAAAGUUGAAAAUUAAGAACUGCGAUGAUCUGGGAACCUUUGAUGCAAGAGGGUUGUCAUCUCUCCAGAAGCUAAAGAUAGUUCAUUGCUCAAAUCUCUUUACAUUUGGGGAGGGUGGUUUGCCAUCUAGUCUUCAAUCAAUUUCAAUUAGGAACUGCAAGAAUCUACCACCCCAAGAAACAUGGGGACUGGAAGGCAUGGGAUCACUCAGGCACUGUGAGGUUAAUUAAGUCACAUGAGAAGUUAGUGGAUGCCAAUGAACAUGCAGAUUACCGAUCCACGAUGAUGUGACAAAAUCAACAUGAAAUUGGAAGUCCAUUUGGCUGUAAUCCCGAGAAUGCAUAACAUAUUACUUUAUUUAUUGUCUCAAAGGACCCAUCUUGCAAAUGUGACAUUCUGUAACUCUAUUUUGCAAGGGGUUUUUCCUUUUUUUUUUUUUUUUUUUCAUUUUGGUGUAACAGAUGAAACCAAAAACAAACUAGACUUGCAAGCUUCAGGAAGGCUACUUCAGCAUCAUUGAUCAUGAAUUAGCAAGUUGAUCACCCCUGUAGGUGGACACUAAAUGGAGUUAAAAUUCUGAGGGAUGUUAAAUUUAGAAUUCCCCUUCUCCCUCAAUAUUCAUACUUACCCUUUCUUUUCCUACUUUCAGUUCUUCAUUGUUGUUUCUGCACAAAGUUGACGAAAUUAAGGCAAAACUGGAUAGUUCUAUCA
Molecule: messenger RNA, 3672 nt
Organism: Theobroma cacao (cacao)
Lineage: Eukaryota; Viridiplantae; Streptophyta; Magnoliopsida; Malvales; Malvaceae
Product: putative disease resistance RPP13-like protein 1
Molecular function (GO): ADP binding
Source: RefSeq, a predicted model, not a curated record